AAUAUAGUAUUAAGAACUUCGGGAGGGAAGGAUAAACACACACAACAUAUCCACAUUCCCUUCCAUUUCCCUCUUCAUCAAGUACUCCAAAUCUGUCCAAAAUCCGAUUGUUCUAUCAAAAAUCCUUUAAUUCUCCAAAUGAAGUCCUGGCUGCUGCUUAUAUCUCUGCUAAUUUUAAUGCUUCAUGAAGCUCAAGGCUUACGAUUGACAAGAGAAUCUGUAUCGACUAGACAUCAUCAUAAUAUUCCUCAGGAAAGUAUUCCGGACAGAAGAAUUAAUGUUGUUGUUGAAGAGGUUGUCCAUUACAAAAGUAGUCACGGUUCAGGAAGAAAUGAUAGAAAACUUAUGACCAAGACAAGUACCCAUAUUUCCAGCACUGACGCCAUGAUUAAGAAUGACAAAACUGAAGGAAAUAAAGAUCGUACCAAAUCAGAGGGCAAAUCAAGAAGUGAAAAAAUUCCUGGGAGCAAUUCAUCACCUGUAACUGAAAAACAGCAGCCUGUGGCAGAGCCUUACCCUGGCAUUUUGGACAUAGCUGGAAUGGAUUAUUCUCAAGCAAGAAGAAAACCUCCUAUACACAAUUAGAGCUAGCUACAAGGAUGAACUGGACAGAGAACAAUACGAUAGACGAGAUUUUUAUUUUUCUUUCUUUCUUUCUUUGAUGCUGUCCAAUACUAUAUAGUAUACUUUAUCUCCAGAUUUGGAAGAUAGUAGUGAUCUCCAAACUGAGAUAUCUCCCUUGGAGGGUGGUGUUACAUUGAAACUUGAUAGCGUAUGGGAUCACUGUACAAUGAAUAGAAAUAACGAACUUUGAGUUUGUCAUUCCCACGAGAAAUAAGAUAUACUAUUUAGUUCAA
This is a messenger RNA of Olea europaea var. sylvestris, 857 nucleotides long. RefSeq lists its product as uncharacterized. The transcript has 5 exons. NCBI's taxonomy places the organism in Eukaryota, Viridiplantae, Streptophyta, Magnoliopsida, Lamiales, Oleaceae. The coding region runs from base 139 to 585 and encodes 148 amino acids. The record is from RefSeq and is a predicted model, not a curated record.